Messenger RNA from Vitis vinifera (wine grape), 2970 nucleotides. RefSeq lists its product as uncharacterized. The record is from RefSeq and is a predicted model, not a curated record. Lineage: Eukaryota; Viridiplantae; Streptophyta; Magnoliopsida; Vitales; Vitaceae. The transcript is spliced from 3 exons. The coding region runs from base 1 to 2970 and encodes 989 amino acids.
AUGGCACAACGUUAUGACACGAUGGAUUGUGGUGAUGUUGCUAGUACAGUAGAAAUGGUUCAUGCUAUAGAAGAUGAGUUUAUGACAGACCCAAUGUCAUUUAAAAAAUUGCUUGAAGAUGCUGAAAAACCUUUGUAUCCUAGUUGUAUAAAGUUCACAAAACUUUCUGCACUAGUUAAAUUGUACAAUGUGAAGGCACGGUAUGGGUGGUCAGAUAAAAGCUUCUCAGAUUUACUCCAAAUAUUAGGGGAUAUGCUGCCGGUCAACAAUGAGAUGCCCUUAUCCAUGUAUGAGGCAAAGAAAACAUUGAAUGCAUUAGGGAUGGAAUACAAAAAGAUACAUGCAUGCCCAAAUGAUUGCAUACUAUACAGGAAUGAGUUAAAUGAAGCAUCUUCAUGUCCUACUUGUGGAAUGUCAAGGUGGAAGGUAAACAAGGCAGGGGCAAGAAACACUAAGAGGAUUCCUGCAAAAGUGUUGUGGUAUUUCCCACCCAUCCCUAGGUUUAAGAGGAUGUUUCAAUCUCCCAAAAUAGCAAAAGACUUAAAAUGGCAUGCACAAGGAAGAGAAAAUAAUGGUAAACUUCGACACCCAGUGGAUUCCCCAACAUGGCAACUAGUGAACCAAAUGUGGCCUGAAUUUGCUUCGGAUUGUAGGAACCUUAGACUUGACAUUUCAGCAGAUGGUAUCAAUCCUCAUAGCUCCAUGACCAGUAGGCAUAGUUGUUGGCCUGUUCUCACAAUAACUUACAACCUUCCCCCUUGGUUAUGCAUGAAGAGGAAAUUUAUGAUGUUAUCUUUACUAAUAUCAGGACCACGACAACCUGGUAAGGAUAUCGAUGUUUAUUUGGCACCAUUAGUCGAUGAUUUGAAAACAUUGUGGGAGGUAGGGGUGACAGCCUAUGAUGCACAUCAACAAGAGUUCUUCACAUUAAAGGCUAUUUUGUUAUGGACGAUUAAUGAUUUCCCUGCAUAUGGAAACUUGUCUGGGUGCACCGUUAAGGGAUAUUAUGCUUGUCCAAUAUGUGGUGAAGAAACAAAUUCACAUUGGCUAAAACAUGGGAAUAAGAACUCAUACACCGGGCAUAGAAGAUUUCUUCCAUGCAACCAUCCAUUUAGAAAGCAAAAGAAGGCAUUUAAUGGUGAACAAGAGUUUAGGUUACCUCCAAAAGAACUUACUGGAGAUGAAAUAUUUACAAAGGUUGAUAUGAUUCAUAACUCAUGGGGGAAAAAAAAAAAGGCUAAACAAUGUGAAUCCUUUGCUAAUCCGACAAGUUGCUGGAAAAAGAAGUCUAUAUUUUUUGAACUUGAAUAUUGGAGAUAUUUUUAUAUCCGACACAACUUGGAUGUCAUGCAUAUAGAGAAGAAUGUUUGCGAGAGCAUCAUUGGAACUUUGCUUAACAUUCCAGGUAAAACAAAGGAUGGAGUAAAGUCUCGACUUGAUCUUCUCAAAAUGGGCUUAAGGCCUGACUUAGCACCAAGGUUUGGGUUGAAGCGAACUUAUCUUCCUCCUGCAUGCUAUACUCUUAGUAGAAAGGAGAAGAAAAUAGUAUUGCAGACUUUAGCUGAUUUGAAGGUUCCAGAAUGUUAUUGUUCAAACUUUAGAAACCUUGUGUCCAUGGAAGAGCUAAAGCUUAAUGGUCUUAAGUCCCAUGAUUAUCAUGCACUUAUGCAGCAACUACUACCAGUAGCAAUAAGAUCCGUGUUGCCUAAGCAUGUCAGAUAUGCCAUUACAAGAUUGUGUUUUUUCUUUAAUGCACUUUGUGCAAAGGUGGUGGACGUGUCAAGAUUGAAUGAUAUACAACAGGACAUAGUGGUGACUUUGUGCUUGCUAAAGAAGUAUUUUCCACCUUCCAUCUUUGACAUCAUGCUUCAUUUAACAGUGCAUUUGGUAAGAGAGGUUAGAUUAUGUGGACCAGUGUAUAUGAGAUGGAUGUACCCAUUUGAAAGGUACAUGAAAGUCCUCAAGGGUUAUGUUCGAAAUCAUAAUCGUCCAGAAGGGUGCAUUGCUGAGUGCUAUAUCGCAGAGGAAGCCUUAGAGUUUUGUACAGAGUAUUUAUCGGGCAUGGAUGCAAUUGGGAUUCCUUCUAGUAUGAAAGAUGAAUGGAAAUGUGGGAAACCAUUACUUGGUGGUCGUGCAAUAACUAUUCAUGAUUAUAAAUUGGUGGAGCAAGCACAUCAUUAUGUUCUACAAAAUACAACCAUUGUACAACCGUUUAUUGAUGAACAUAUGAAAUAUUUGAAGACAAAAUAUCCUCGUCAAUCAAAGAGAGUAAAGUGGCUAGAGGAUGAACAUGUGCGCACAUUUAGUCAUUGGCUUAGAAAAAAGGUUUCAGAUGACAUAAGUAAGAAAGAACCUAUUGAAAAGGAACUUAAGUGGCUGGCACAAGGACCAAGACAACAAGUUCUUACGUACCCUGGAUAUAUCAUUCAUGGUUGUCGUUACCACAUCAAGAACCGUGAUGAGGCACGAGUCAACCAAAAUAGUGGUGUUAGUAUUGUGGCAUCGACCAUGCAAAUUGCAAGUUCCAAAGAUAAGAAUCCUGUGCUUGGUGACAUGUGUUUUUAUGGCAUUAUCACAGAGAUAUGGGACCUUGAUUAUAACAUGUUUAACAUUUGUGUUUUUAAGUGUGAUUGGGUUGAUAGCAAGAAUGGUGUCAAAGUUGAUGAGCUUGGUUUUACAUUAGUUGAUUUGAGCAAGAUAGGACAUAAAUCAGAUCCUUUCAUUUUGGCAACGCAAGCUCAACAAGUUUUUUAUGUAGAAGAUCAAGUUGAUCCAAGAUGGUCUAUUGUAUUAUCAAGGCCAAAAAUGGAGUUGUUUGACAUAGAAGGUGAUGACAACAUAGCCGACAAUUGUAUGGAGCAUCACCCAUUUGCGAAUGGGAUGCCUAAUAUUAAGUCUUUUGAUGAAGUUGAAGAUUAUGAUGAAAUUUGUAUGCGUACUGAUUGUGAGGGGAUUUGGAUUGAAAAUUAA